Molecule: messenger RNA, 300 nt
Organism: Entrophospora sp. SA101
Lineage: Eukaryota; Fungi; Glomeromycota; Glomeromycetes; Entrophosporales; Entrophosporaceae
Source: the annotation of a GenBank genome assembly
AUGAAAAGCUCUGUAGAGGUCACGGACUUCUGGGAAAAUAAUAUAGUUUCACAAUGCAGAAGGGAAAUUUGGUCAUUAGAAUCUGUUGAUGAAGAUGGCCAGACUUCUCUGCGCAUGUCUGGAUAUAAACAUAAAGCACAUCUACUAAUAGCAGAAUUUAAACCACCAAGAAAUAAAGAUCAAAAGUUAUGGAAUGAUCUAGUUAAAUUAGGCAAUGAAAUGAAGGAUGCAAUUGAUAAGGCUAUAGAUGACAGUGUAGAUGGAAAUGUACUCAAUGUGACCUUUUUUUUAUGGAUUUGA